Messenger RNA from Harpia harpyja (harpy eagle), 3566 nucleotides. RefSeq names its product non-compact myelin associated protein (gene NCMAP). The transcript is spliced from 4 exons. Gene Ontology annotation, molecular function: structural constituent of myelin sheath. Gene Ontology annotation, cellular component: Schmidt-Lanterman incisure; plasma membrane; paranode region of axon. Lineage: Eukaryota; Metazoa; Chordata; Aves; Accipitriformes; Accipitridae. Bases 537 to 848 code for a protein of 103 amino acids. The record is from RefSeq and is a predicted model, not a curated record. Gene Ontology annotation, biological process: regulation of myelination; peripheral nervous system myelin formation.
AGCUUCUCCCUCAGUCCCGGACCGGGACCGGGGCUGCGGUUCGGGGGCUGUUUCCCCCCCCCCCAAGCCCGGUACCGGGGCUGCGCGGGGGCAGCGGGGUCUGUUCCUUAAAACUGCUCGACUUCGCUUUACGUCAGCCUGAGUUUCUGCGUCAGAACUCCUCUCCCUCUUCUUUCCUACGGGGAGAGGGGGGGGGACGACACAAGCCGGGGCUCCCCCCACCUGCGCCGGGGAGGCGGCGCCGGGGGCCGGGCUGGGCGGCCCCGGGGGAACCACCUGCCGGUACCGACACCCCCCUGAACCCCCUCCCCGGGUCGCAACGGGGCAGGGCUCGGCUCCCCCGACCCGGCCUGGCGGGGGAAAGGAGCGUGGAGCCCCGCGGGGGAGGGAGAAGGAACGGCGGGGGCCGAGCCGGCGGCGGUCCCGGUCCCGGUCCCGGUGCCGGUGGGGAGGGAAGCGCCGUCCGCAGCCUCUGCGGGAAAGGUCGGUCCGAGGAUGAGGUCCUGAAGCCCCGCAGCAUCCUCCUCCGAAUCAAGAUGACGACAGCCGCACCGCUGAUCAAUAAUACUCAGUUCUCAGUAAAUGUGACCACAAAGUCUCAAGAACAAAGUCUCUAUCAAAGUUCUGGAGCAAUAGUUGCUGCCAUCGUAGUAGGAGUGAUUAUUAUUUUUACAGUGGUUCUGCUCAUAUUGAAAACAUAUAACAGACGCAUGAGAGUGAAGCGGGAGCUGGAACCCAAAACCACCAAAACAGCAAUGCCACCUGCUUUAGGGCAGAACAGCAACAGCCUGUCUCAGCACCCAACAGUGACUUUCAUACCUGUGGAUAUCCACAUGCAGAACAGGUAACUGGGGACACUCAUCCUCCCUGUGAGAGAAGAGAGAUGGGAAUUCUUAUUUACGUGGACCUGGGACUCCACAGCAAAGCGACGCUGCAUUUGGAAUAGCGAUAAGCUCUUAUUUUGUCUAUAGAUUGUAAUUAAUCCUGCUUUCUGUCUUUGGGAGGAAAAAUAAAAGGUCUGGACGCUUUGCGUAUGACUGAAAUCAACUGGUGGAGGCAUACAAAUAAUCAGAAACGCAGUGAGCCUUCUUACAGAGCUCUGGAUAUGGAGAGACUGAAUAAACCAAGCCCAUUUGUUGGAAAAAAAGAUGCACACUCAUAUUUUGUGGAGCUUUUGCUUACUCAGAGAGUUUGAGCUUUUUCUGGUCUGCAAUGAUAAACUGGAAGAAAAAUUUGGACAUGCAAGCUACAACUCAGGUUGAACCUGGGCUUGUUAUGAUUUAUGUGAAACAGGUUUGUAGUCUGUUUUAUACGUGAUGGAUAGUACAGGAAGUAUCAAAAUUGUAUUUAUCUUUACUCAUCUUUCCUGUUUCUAAUGCCACAUAUGUAUGGUUUGAGAUUAAAAAGUUACUUUUUAUUUUCAAGUAUUUCUAAAAUAUUUCUAUAAACUUGGUAACCUAUCAAUUUCCAAAUGAACUCAACAUCUAAGGGUUUUCACUCUCACGCCAAGAACUGCUUUAGUUUCAUUACUGGAGUUGGGUUAGAAUGUUUUGUCUUAACACAAAAUCUGAGAAGUUCUUUAAUUGAAAAAGUAAGCAUGGAAAGGCAGUAUAAAGCAAGCAAGGCUCUAUACAGCUACUGUGUACAAUUCACAUCCUGAAAUGCUUUGCUCUCUAAUGCAGACUAGGCUUGAACUAUUUUUAGAUAUUUUUUUUCUAGAAAGUAACCAAAAGUGAUGUUGUUUUGCAAGUGUGAUGAUUGUGGGUGUACAGUAAUGCAACAAAGAAAUUCCCUAGGAUAUUCACAGCCCACUGAGUGUGAACACACAGCAGCAUUGUCAGACAUUCAGUGACUGAUUGUCUCAAGUGUGUGUAUCAAAGCAGCCCUGAAACACUGUCUGACAGGACAGAUAGGAAGGAUUAGGAAGAAGUUGAGAAGUUAAACCCUGUUUUAAAUAGAAGUACGUGAGGCUCUGAGAAACAGCUCUAGUCUUUGACACACACAGAUUUUAUGGAACCACUCACUUGAAUGGCUGGACAGAGUGUGAAGGGAAUACAGCGGUAUCGUAGCAGUCUGGAUUUAUUGUAUGGUGUGCGUCUUGCGGUUAGCUCUAAGCUACUGGGGCCAUUAGAGGGCUCCAGCCUGUUUGUAGACCUUAGUAAAACUGUUAGUAGGGUAUUUUUAACUCCUUUUUGGGAGCUGUAGAGAGAGAAAUUCCUGUUGUCUAACUGAAUUGAUCACAGAGAGCCUCCAGCUUUAAAGCUUUUUGUCCUGCAGCGGUUCACUUGCUGUUCUUCCCAAUACUGUCACACGUCACCACUAGUUACGUUCUUAAAUCACGCUGUGCCAAAACAAAGCUGACCAUUCUCAGAGUAAAGUGGGGAAGGACUGGGGUGAUAAGUUGAUGUAUUUUCUCCAAGAUGUGAAGCCAUCUCUUGGAACAGGUCAUUUUUACUAACUGGUAUUUUUGUGCAGAAACUAAAUUCAAUUACUUUGCAAUUUUUUUUUGUAUGAAACUGGAGCAUAGUUUGAAUUCCAAACUAAAUAUUAAGACAGCUGUUUGUGAAGUUUCUAAAUCUCGUUGUAAAUAUUUUACUUGUCCUAGUUCUCCAACUUAUUUUUUUGCAGUGGGAAUGACUGAUAUAAUCAUUCAGAAGGGACUGCAGCUGCCAAUUUAAUUUUUUUCCAGAAAGGUGAAGGAGUUGGCCUCCUGCUCCUAUCUCUGGACAGCUAAGGAUGUUUUUUGAGCAUGUUCCACUGUAUCAAAAUCAAGAUCUUUUGAAAAGAUAAGCCCCAUCUUACUGUUAUUUUUUAAUGUUACCAGCCAGACCUACUUCUAGCAAAUUUUGUUUACUUUCCAUUUACAGAAUUUCAAAACAAUGAAGUUCACUUUGCUUCACUGAAGCAGAAUAAGCAGUACUACUAUAAACAAUUCUGGAUUGGUAGAAUUACUAUUAUUGGCAGGAGAAUUACUGCUUUGACCACACUAGCAUUGCUCAAUCUGAAAAAUUCAAAGCGUGCUGCCUUACCAGUAAAAUUUGCCUUAUAUUGGCACAGCCUGGGAGGCCCCCACAAUCCAUUCUGACUCCUGUCAGCAAAAUCCAGAGCUUAUGCUGACCAAGCAAAAUCACCUUCUUAAGAAACAAAAAUCACUGUAUUUCCACUGCGCUACCACUGUAAUGCUUGUAUAAUUUGCUGUGGAUUUAACAGUUUUCCAGGAACAAUCCCACGCUGUCCUUGCCCUGUAAUAGUAGCUGCUUCAGCGCUGAUUCAACCCGCCCCAUCUAGGCACCUGGCUUCCACUUUCAAAUGCCCCAGCUUUUGGAAAAGCUCCCCUUUAGCUGCCUUUGUGUCCAGACUUGCCAUCAAGUAAACCUGCUGGUUAAAAAAAAAAAAGAUGACUGAAAGCUGAUAUUGCAAAUUGGUCUAUUAAAGAAAUCCCAGACCAUGUAAGCCUUUGGAGGGAAUAGGCAAUGUAAGUGUAACACAUUAAUUGUGAUUCAUACUAACUCAUUAGAGAUUAUCCAUGAAGCUCUGCAAAUUAAUACAAAGUUGAACCCUUAGUG